CUUCUAUGAUCAAGUUUGACUCGAUUGUUUUGAAAAUAUUUUGGAAAACUCGUUUUUAUAUUUCGUUACUAAUUUUGAAGGAUUAGGUUAUUCUCGUACUUUCGUAGUGGUAUGAUUGAACAAAUAAACGUUACGAAAUGCGUAUGUCUAUCAACACUCCCGAAGAUAACACCAUCAACGAGCAAUUUAUUAAGUUAGUAAAAGAAACUCCUAUUCUGUGGAAUAUACGCCUACGAGAUUACCGGAAUCGAGAUAUGAAGAUCCAGAAGUGGGCUGAAAUAGGAGCCCCUUUCAACAUCUCUGGAACUGACGCAUACAAAAAAUUUGUAGCUCUUCGAGAAAAAUAUAAACGCGAACAAAAACUGAGAGAAUCGAAGAAUAUUUCGCAAAGCGAAAGUUGGCGACUGUACGAAAGUUUAAAAUUCCUCGACACGGUAUCAUUUUCCCGAGAUCGGAAGUGUCACAAGGCUAAAAUAUUGCUUAAUGGUCAAAAUAGUUUUCCGAUGGGUAUCAUAAAUCAGGACUUUGCUUCGAUAGUAAAAACAGAACUAACAGAGACGCAACAAGGACCGGUAUCUACUUCACCUAUAUAUGUAUCGGGGGUACCAUCAGAAAAUGAAUUCAGUGAAUCAUACCAGGAUAAUUCCGAAUAUUACAAUGAGACAACGAGACAAGAUAAUAUUUCCGAAGAUCACGAUGGAUUAGAUUGCGAGGAGAAAAUGCAUAGCAUUCCUGCCGGAUCGGCUACUUCUUCUCAUACGCAUCAGUUUCUGAAUCGAUUGGAAUCAAAGACAAAUGCACUAUUAGACGAUUGCAACCAACGAAAGACCAGCUGGGCGCGCUGUGAAACUCUAGGGCAACGUGUGGCUCAAACAAUGUAUGCAUUGGAAGAGAACGACCCCGACCUAGCGCUUAAGUUCGACAUCAUUCUCAGUGAAGCUAUUAGUAGUAUUAAGAAGGAUCAACUUCAGAGGUUGAUGAGUAGACAGCAGCAGCAGCAGCACCGACACCUUCAAGAAAUAUCUAGGCAACAGCAAUUAUCUUUACAACAGUCUAGCCGGAGCAGUGAUAGCGGUACCGUGUUUCAAGAAGAUUGAAAUUAAUUCUCAAUUAAAGUCAAGACUUUCUCUGAUGAUCAUAAUUGUCGAUAUGAUACCUUAACUAUGAACAAAUGCUUUGACACAAUAUUAUCUUUGCAUCGAAAUACAUUGUGUUUUCUACUCUUUCUGACCGAUGCAUGGAACAAAAUCUUGUCAACGUUUGUAAAAGUAUGUUAGUAAAUAAAAUUGUAUACGUAUUCUUUGUUCGGAAAACGUC
Malaya genurostris is the source of this 1317-nucleotide messenger RNA. RefSeq lists its product as uncharacterized. The coding region runs from base 138 to 1097 and encodes 319 amino acids. The transcript has 2 exons. The record is from RefSeq and is a predicted model, not a curated record. Lineage: Eukaryota; Metazoa; Arthropoda; Insecta; Diptera; Culicidae. Gene Ontology annotation, cellular component: nucleus; transcription regulator complex. Gene Ontology annotation, biological process: regulation of transcription by RNA polymerase II.